Molecule: messenger RNA, 3186 nt
Organism: Klebsormidium nitens
Lineage: Eukaryota; Viridiplantae; Streptophyta; Klebsormidiophyceae; Klebsormidiales; Klebsormidiaceae
Source: the annotation of a GenBank genome assembly
GGAAUUGGAUGCAGAAGUCGCAAAAAGUGCCUCAAAGACGGCUUGUACCUUGUAUUGUAAGAAUGUAGGACAAAAGAAGCUAGGUAGGUACCUAUUUUGAAGCACCAUUCAUGUUGCUCUGCAGCGGGUUGGAGAAAGGAGGCGUCUUUGGCCGGAAUUUGCCCUAGCCAAGCUCUUAGAGAAGCGGAUGUGAAGAAUCUGGUUUUACUUUCAGAGACAGUCGAGCAAGAUGUCGACGCCUGCUCCUACGCUUGCCGUCACGCCGCCCGCAGUGUUGACAGCCGCCCCCGUUCCUACCCCUGUCCUAACUACCGACCCACCUGCCACAACUGCAGCACCAACCACCGCGGCCCCCGUGACUACCCCACCUGUGGCAACAACAUCGGCUCCAACCGACGCUCCAGACAUCACAACAGCAGCACCAGUGAUUACCACAGCAGCGCCAAUUAUCACAACCUUUUCGCCAGUCAUAACGACUGCCGCGCCUUUUUUCACUCCCCCGACGCCAGCUACGAACAGUCCUGUUGCCACCACAGCUCCACCAGCUACUCGAAGUCCCAAUGUGCCAGUCACUCCAAGUCCCAAUGUGCCAGUCACCCCGAGUCCCAAUGUGCCAGUCACCCCAAGUCCUACAAGUAGAGUCCCAACCCCUCCCCCUCUUGUUACCCCCGUCACCCCUUCUGCUCCUCAGCCGCCUUCCAACUCAGGGAGCGAAUCAUCGUCAAGUUUAAGCACGGGGACCAUUAUAGGAAUUGCUGCAGGGGGAGGAGCAUUGGUUGUCAUUGUCUUAUUGUGUCUACUGUGGUGCUGUUGCCGGCCAGCUAAGAAGCGGAGAGCGUAUGAAUCUCCAACCAGGCGGCAGUCCCAGGCGGCGCUUCUGAAGGCUGCUGCUCAAGACAACCGCCAGCAGAACUACGCGCCGUCGCGCACUCCCCCUCGUGACAACUUUGGCCCUCUAAAGCCCCCCCCCCAGCAGCAACUUCCUGCCAUCCAGCGCGAGCAACGAGCACCCCCCCAGAACGAGUGGGCCAAUGAAAACCAGCGGCAGCAGUGGAAGGCUCCGCCACCUCUAGUUGCACCCUCCUCGAAAGCUCCUUCAGAGCCAAAGAGCCAGCCAGAGUCGCCGGCAAUGGUCUCUCCGCUCCAGGCGCCUCCCCGCCCUCCCAGUGCAUUUGGCGAUAGCCACCGUCUGUUUACAUAUGAGGAGUUGAGGGCGGCGACAAACAACUUCUCCCCCACGAACCUUCUAGGGGAGGGCGGCUUUGGGAAGGUGUUUAAGGGGGUGACAUCAGAGGGGGUCACAGUUGCUGUGAAGCAGCUCACCCUGGGGGGCCUCGGCGGCCAGGGCGAGAGGGAGUUCCGCUCGGAGGUGGAGGUCAUUUCGCGCGUGCACCACCGGCACCUGGUGACGCUCCUCGGGUACUGCAUGAAGGGCGAGGAGCGCCUGCUAGUGCUCGAGUACAUGGCCAACGGGACCCUCGAGUCCAACCUGCACGGCAAGAACCAGCCGCUUAUGGAUUGGGCCUCGCGGAAGAAGGUCGCCGUUGGCUCUGCCAGGGGCCUCGCAUACCUCCACGAGGAUUGCCACCCGCGGAUCAUUCAUCGUGACAUCAAAGCCUCGAACAUCCUCAUGGACGAACAUUUUGACGCCCAGGUCGCCGAUUUUGGCCUGGCGAAGUUGGCCGGAGAGAAGGACACUCACGUGACGACACGUGUCAUGGGGACGUUUGGUUACCUUGCGCCAGAGUAUGCUAUGUCGGGGAAGUUGACGGAGAAGAGCGACGUGUUUAGCUUCGGGGUUGUGCUCCUCGAGUUGAUCUCCGGCAGGCGCCCCGUUGACAUGUCGCAGCCAGCGGGCCAAGAGAGCCUCGUGGAAUGGGCGCGCCCCAUUCUGAUGCGCGAGCAGUACGACGAGCUGGUGGACCCUCGGCUGAACGCCUCGGGCUACGACCCCGACGAGAUGCACCGCUUCAUCCGCGCAGCCAUGCUCUGCAUCCGGAGCACCGCCACCAAGCGGCCCCGCAUGACGCAGGUCGUGCGCAUGCUGGAAGACGAUGGCCUGAGCCCCGACUCGACUUCCAACUAUCAGCCCACGCAGCGCUUCGACUCGGUGCCGUUCGGCGGCGGCCCGUACAUGAGCAGUGAGUUCGGGAGCGAGGCGCCGUCCAGCGGGGAGUACUCGCAGUCCAGCCAGGGGGGGUACCCUUCCGGGCCUGCCGCCGCAUUACCGAUGCAGGGCCGGUCCGGCGGUUCGUACCGGAGCGAGGCGAGCGGCCCGCACUCGGCCGAGGUCGCCCUCGACAUCAUCGACGAGCAUAGGGAGCCGCAGAGAGAGGUGGACCCUUACGGCGACCAGCGGUGGGACGAGGACGAGGAGACCGGGAUGGGCAGGCCGGCGCAGGUUCAGCUCGCUCAUCUGCGCCCGACAAGCUCGGGCUCGUCCGUUCCUCCCCCACCGGGAAGGCAAAGCCGCUCGGGCUCGCUUACCCCCACUUCCCCAGGCAUGCUUCGCCCCCCUCCGGGUCGUCCUUCGCCAAACCCGGCCGGUUAUGGUCAGCCCCCGGGGCCCCGCCGCUCUAGCAGAGGUAGCAGCGACGAAUUCAAGCAGAGUCAAUACAGCCAGUCUUCUUCCGGAUCUGAGUACACUUCCGGCCAAAUGGGUGGCUCGGCCUAUGGUGGGAAUACAAUCGUAAUGCCGGAGCGCUUUGAUGGGGAGGGGAGGUAGUUGGAGCUUGGCAUGCCAGCAUAUGAAAUGACGUUGCGGCUGCACUACAAUUUGGUUAUCUAUUGUUUCUUGGGAGCUUUAUGAAGUAGAAAAGGAAGGAGGUUCGGAUAUCAGAAACUUGAGUAAAAUAGCAGAGAAGUAGGAUUAUUGAAGGAAAUGAGGUACGGUUUCCAGAAUGCUGAUGUAGAUGGUACGUGGCUUAGUUCUUCGGAUGCGUUUGCAGCUACUUUACAACGGUUGAAGGUACUGAAGAGGCAUUUGAGUGUGCCAUGAACUACAGCGGCUGUUUGAUUGCAUGCGGCCCAGUAUUGUGCUUGAUCGGGACGUGAACCUGUCCGGAUAUGUUUAGUGAUUCUUAAAAUUUGAAGGUAGACGAUAUUUUUGCCAGCAUAUGGCCCUGCACGUCUAGGUUUCUAUAGUAGGUAGUUGCAUUGGGCCGUACGUACUUAUUGACUGCGGAG